UCCUCCAUAUGUUGAACAUCUCACCAUUCACAUAUGGUAUGACUGUUGUCCAGAUCUUCGACUCUGGAAAUGUGUUCUCUCCUGAAGUUCUCGACAUCAAUGAGAAGGUGCUCAUUUACUGCUUCUUGUCUGGCAUCCAGACUAUUGCUGCCAUCUCACUUGCCUUCAAGUGCCCUACUGUUGUCUUGGUCAUGCACUCUGAAUCCCUUGUCAACAUCAUUGCUUUGUGCUUGUCCGCCGACUACAUCUUUGAGGGUGCCCAGAAGUCUACAUGUUAA
Messenger RNA from Suillus bovinus, 278 nucleotides. RefSeq lists its product as uncharacterized. Bases 9 to 278 code for a protein of 89 amino acids. Gene Ontology annotation, biological process: ribosomal large subunit assembly; cytoplasmic translation. Gene Ontology annotation, cellular component: cytosolic large ribosomal subunit. Gene Ontology annotation, molecular function: large ribosomal subunit rRNA binding; structural constituent of ribosome. The record is from RefSeq and is a predicted model, not a curated record. The transcript has 2 exons. Lineage: Eukaryota; Fungi; Basidiomycota; Agaricomycetes; Boletales; Suillaceae.